This is a messenger RNA of Diplodia corticola, 1527 nucleotides long. RefSeq lists its product as uncharacterized. Bases 1 to 1527 code for a protein of 508 amino acids. The transcript has 2 exons. Lineage: Eukaryota; Fungi; Ascomycota; Dothideomycetes; Botryosphaeriales; Botryosphaeriaceae. The record is from RefSeq and is a predicted model, not a curated record.
AUGGCCUCCAAUCCCGACCCGUCCGAGUCGUCCCCGCUGCUGCCCUCCAAGACCCCCGCGAAGCCGCAGCGCAGCGUCACCUUCAAUCCAAAUGUUUCCACCAGCAGUCCCUCCAAUCCGCCUCCGCUGCGCCCCUCCACCCACCUGCCCAUCUCGCCCGUCACCAAGAAGCAGAAUGGCGGCCAGCCCAUGCUCUCCGCGCUGAACAGCAAGCUACGCCGCCGAAACAGCCAAGGCGCCCCUUUGACCCCCUCCGCUCUUGCCGCGCCCAAGAUCGGCCCGCAGAGAACGACGAGGAACGUGCAGAAACUGAAGCUUCUGCCCAACCCCGAGCAAGCCGAGGUCGAGAUCGACGACGAGAGCGGCCGCGAUGUAUACGCCCAGCUCACGAGGAUCAAGGAGCCCACCGCUCGUCGCGACGCUGCUCGUCUGGGAAAGGCCGAUCGCGAGCGGCUGCCGAGGGUCACGGCAUACUGCACUGCCAGCUCCUACCAAAUGGAUGCUCUUAUGAGGUACCUCAAAGGCAAGGCCAAGACCAAGGGUGCCGCACCCAAGCUCUUUGACGAGUGUGUCUACACACCCUACGACUACAAUCUCGGGAAGAAGGCGGUCGAGCAGGAUGCUGGCCAGGGGCCCGAGAGACAAACCGGCCUGCCCGAACGGAGACAUUCGGACAGUGCCGUCGAGAUUGACGGCAAUACCGAACAGCGGCGCGUCGACCUGAUUGACUUGCAAACCGACGGUGAUGCCGGAAGCUCUAUCCAGCCGGACCCUGAAGAUGUGGUUGAUUCGCCAAGUUCCCGACGAGACUCGAUAGACUUCGAUACCCAUGUGCACACUCCAGAGGUGUUUUUGUUCAACUACGGCACGGUCGUCAUCUGGGGAAUGAACUUACUGCAAGAACAACGCUUUCUGAGGGAGAUUGCCAAGUUCGAAAACGAAAAGCUCGCGAAAGACGAUGUUCAGACCGAGGAUUUCAACUUCUACUACACGCACGAGUACCAGGCUAGGAUAUACAACGACUUCAUCAGCCUGCGCGACAAGAAAAAUUACAUGACCAAACUUGCCAUCAGUCACGCACUGGCCCAGAGCGUCAAGACUUCUCUCUACGAGGAUUUGGUUGACAACACCAUCGAAACCACGAAAGACAUUCCCUCUCAGAUUGCAACGACUGGCAAGGUCAAUCUUUCCCGGCGCGAGAUCAACAUGCAAAUUGGAGAGCUCUUCAUCUUGAGAAUCAACAUCCAUCUCCAGGGCUCGGUCCUUGACUCGCCUGAGCUCAUGUGGGCCGAGCCACAACUCGAGCCCAUUUACCAAGCCGUGCGCUCCUACUUGGAAAUGGACCAGCGUGUCAGCCUGCUGACGGAGCGUCUCGAUGUCAUCGCGGACCUUCUCGCGGUGCUGAAGGAUCAGCUCACGGUGACGCACUCGGAACUGUUGGAGUGGGUCGUCAUCGUUCUGAUUGCUGCCGAGAUUUUGGUGGCCGCGGUCAACAUCGUGGUAGAUCUCUAUGCGGGUGUCGAUUGA